Molecule: messenger RNA, 2602 nt
Organism: Pseudomyrmex gracilis
Lineage: Eukaryota; Metazoa; Arthropoda; Insecta; Hymenoptera; Formicidae
Product: yeast-form wall Protein 1-like
Exons: 6
Coding region: 342-2210 (622 amino acids)
Cellular component (GO): membrane
Source: RefSeq, a predicted model, not a curated record
GCCCUCGAAAGGCAAAUCCGGAGAAGGCGAUCCCGCGGCAAUAAGCGCGCCUAGACUACGUCACUCGGAAGAGAUGUAGUUAGUCGAGUGUGUGAGAGCGCGUGUGAUGAUGGCAUGAACGGUGCGCGUAUCAGUUCCCACGAGACGGAGAGUGGAACGGGAGCGAGAUGAGACGUGAUCCCACCGUCGAUGCGCGACGUUUAACAGCCCGCUGAUCUGCCGCCGAUCGACGGAUACAUCGGAUCGCAGGAAAAAAAGAUAACAGAUUCGUUCGCCGUAAAGAUCGUCCGUCGUCACGGCACCGGGACACACAGGAGCUAUGACGAGAUAACAGAGGCAGAAUGAGACACAGCAGCAGCGGUAACCUAUUCGGUUAUGCGGUCCUCACGUUCACCCUCACUCGCUUCAAGGUACAAGCAGAUGGUGGAGCUGCCUGUAAAGAUCAACAUGGAAACUCCUUUGAAAGUGGUUACCAUUACAUCCCAGGACCUGAACCAUGUACCUUUUGCGUUUGUGAUAACGGCAAUCCGAAGUGGUGUAAGGCGUUUUAUUGCAAAUUUCUUGAGGAAAAUUGCAAGUCUUAUCGCCGAGGUGAUACUUGUUGCGAGUUUAUCUGCCUGGAUGAUACAUCGACUAACAAGGGUGAUGGAACCGAGACUAACGCGUUAGACGGAAAUGUAAAUUAUGAUAUAGGUCUAGGAUCAGUCGCCAUUUUUGUGACGGGAUUAUUUUCGCUGUGUUUGUUAGUUCUUCUGGUGUAUCGCUAUCUGUGUCAAAGUAAAAUGCAAGUUUGUGUGACAGGUCGCGAGAACAGACAACUUGGAGAGGACCAAAGAAGCUUAGGUAAUAUGGGUUAUUUGGAGAGAGGUGGGUUGCCCCACGGGGUUCCCAUGGACGAUAUGCCGUGCGGAACGGGCCUUUACUCCCUGUGGAAACCGCCUUACUUUCCGCGAGGAGAAGCGCCGCCACCUUACGAGGAAGCGGUCGCGGCCGCGCGAGCGGAACUGGCGUUGCUGUCAAUGAAUCCGCAUCCGCUGUUGCCGAUGAAUUAUUCCGACAGUUACAUACCGAAUACGAACAAUCACACAAGCGUGGCGGUAGUCACAAACGCCCGGAGCGAAUUGACUGUUAACACGCAAGCGUCAUCCAACGAUAGUCACGUAAGCACUCCGUUGAUAUCCGCGUCGAACAGACCGCUCUCCAGUCCCGGCACGUUCGCGACCGGCAGUUACCGACCGGUCAGUCAGAGCGGCGCGACGUCCACCGCUGGUUUGAAUACAAACACCUCCACCACGAGUUUCACAAUGGGAACAAACACGUACGAGAAUCUGCCUGUUCCGGCGAUGAGUUUUAACAACAGUCAACACUCCGGAGUGACCAGCGCCAGCGCGCAACCGUUGCUACCGAUAUCGCACUCCACGAUACCCAAGAGUUAUCGCCAACAAACGUCGACUCUGCCGUUGCAGAACGGCAACAGCGGCGGCGGCGCGUUCACGAUAUCGGCGACUCUUUCGAACUCGGACGUGUGCUCCCAUCGCACGGUUCCGCGGACACUGACCACCCGAGUCAUCAGCAAAGCGAUGGACGUGCUGACCGAUUGCUCGGCGAAGGACUAUCUCUGCUUGUCGCCGAGCAACAUCGCGGCGAUGCCGCAGAGCUUGUCGCGUUCCGUGCAACAGUCAGCGGCUCUGGCGAGUCCGAGCAAUUACAAGAGCAUCAAAGAAUCGGAUGCAUUUUACACGGACGCGCCUGUGGCGUCAGCGUCCGGUCUAACGCAAUCCGAAACGUAUACGGCAAACGUGGCGGACGCAUCGGAGAAACCUCGAGAGUUUAAGCCUUCGCUGAGCGUAGCUAACGAGAUCAACGCGAGCGGCAGCUUCGACUCGAUAACGUGCACUUGCAGCAUACAGGCUUUACCGACUUUGCACGACGACACGGACGACUAUCGGAGCGAGUGCGAGAACUGCAAGAGCGCGACAGGUUCUCGCUAUUAUCUGGAUAACGAGGACGAGCUGCUCGCGUCACAUCACGAAACCAUGACGCUGCACAGAAGACCGGACGACGCAGCAUCAAGUGCCACACCGCAGUAUUAUAGAACCUCACUUACACUGCCGACGAGUACACGCCAACGUACAAGGAUUUCUGGGGCUCGUGAAAAUUGGUUCAACACCAUGCCAGAAAGUUCUAGCGGAUCUUCCGACGAAAACUAAGUAUUGCGAAGAGAGAAAUAGCGAAAAAACAAUGUUUAAUUGCGUAAAUAAGAUUAUUAUACACACAUACAACACAGGAACAACACGUAAAUACAGUAAUCUCUGUAUGCCACAUAAGUAUUAAAAAAAAUUAUCUAUACAGAGUGUCCCAGAAUUAUCGCGCUUCUCCUAUCGAACAGGAUAAUCGUUACCGGUUGAAACGACGGCGUAAUAAUUUCUCAUGUUGAGAUAUUUGAAACAAAAACAAAAAAAAUUCGAACUCGUUGUACAACACUCGCAACGCGACGUAAAAACUUCUCUUUCAAACUUUCGCGAAUCUCUCCAUUUAUGUCGAUAUAGUAGCACAGUUUAAGUCUUCCAAAAAAAAAAAAAAAAUCUCUCUAUUCUCCGUA